Molecule: messenger RNA, 615 nt
Organism: Closterium sp. Yama58-4
Lineage: Eukaryota; Viridiplantae; Streptophyta; Zygnematophyceae; Desmidiales; Closteriaceae
Source: the annotation of a GenBank genome assembly
AUGGCGAAGGCAGGCGUCGUUUCCGUUUUGAUUCUUGCUGUCGUCCUCCUUGCCGUAAACGUUGAGGCUAAGGUUAAGACGGCAGCCAAGGAGGAGGUCACUCACAAGGUAUUCUUCGAAGUGGAGAUCAACGGUCAAAAAGCAGGCCGUAUUGUGAUUGGCCUUUUCGGCAACGCCGUCCCUAAAACUGUCGAGAACUUCCGCGCUCUUUGCACUGGUGAGAAGGGCAUUGGAAAGAGCGGAAAGCCCCUUCACUACAAGGGUUCCAAGUUCCACCGGAUCAUCCCUCAGUUCAUGCUGCAGGGCGGUGACUUUACUCUUGGGGAUGGCCGUGGUGGCGAGUCCAUCUACGGCGAGAAAUUCGCUGACGAGAACUUCAAGCUGAAGCACACUGGCCCUGGCAUUGUGAGCAUGGCCAAUGCUGGUCCCAACACCAACGGCUCCCAGUUCUUCAUUUGCACUGUCAAGACCAGCUGGUUGGAUGGUCGCCAUGUGGUGUUUGGCAAGGUGCUGGAGGGAAUGGACGUGGUGUACAAGGUGGAGGCCGAGGGCACACAGAGCGGCACCCCCAAGGCCACUGUCACCAUUGCUGACAGUGGUGAGCUGUCCAUGUGA